CUCGCUGGCACAACAGAUAUGUGAUGCUUGCGCGGAUGAAUCCAGAACCAGCAUAGACUACCUAGACUCUGCGAAACGCAGCACAACAGGAAGGCAAUCCAAACCCGGAAGUUAAGACCUGAUAAAAGAGAGAGAAAAGCAAAAAAGAGGUGAGCGGAAAAUGUCGUUUGGAGGCGGCAUCGGCUCGCGGCUCACCCAACCCUUCCGGGUCCUGUGGAGCCGGUACCGGAACCCGAUCCGCGCCUCGGUCUGGACCGUCCAAGGCAUCGCGGCCUUCCACAUGUUCUUCGCGCACCUCUACGCCUUCGACUCGGCCGCGGGGCCCUCGAUGCUGCCUCUGUUCGACCUGGUCGGCGACUCGAUCCUGAUCAAGAAGGAGCACCGGCGCGGUAGGGGCGUCGGCGUCGGCGACGUCGUCGUAUUCAAGAUCCCGACGGAGCGCGAGUCCUUUGGCGUCAAGCGCGUCGUCGGCAUGCCCGGCGACUAUGUCCUCAUCAACUCGCCCGAGAGUGGCAGUGACAAGAUGCUGCAGGUGCCCCAGGGCCACUGCUGGGUCGUCGGCGACAACCUGCCCGUGUCCAGGGACUCGCGCCACUGGGGCCCGCUGCCCCUGGCCCUCAUACAGGGCAAGAUCAUCGCCAAGCACCAGCACUGGUCCGACUUCCAAUGGAUCGAGAAUCCUCUGUCGGGCCCCCGAUAAGCCGAAGCCGAGUCGCAUUGGACACAUAGUGUUUUGGGCGCACCAGCUGCCCCGAAGCGCCUAGUUUUGUAGACUGCGCACCGCCUCGCGGUUUGAAGCAAGUCUAGGGAGCUUUUCCACGAGCACUCAAGCGUCUCCCCGAUGAGGCUAUGGAAAAUCCCAUUCGGGGCCGUCGGGCUUGGAAGCUUGGUCUUCACCUGAUGAGCAUAGAGACAGGCAAGCAAAUGGCCGAGAACAGAGCUCCCAUGGUGGGUAUCGCCGAUCGAUUUGCUUGGUCACAGAAAAAUUCUCACGAUGCAAGGCUUGCGACGGCGAAGCACGCGGGUUUGUGCACGUGGGGAGGAUCUAGAAAGAGUAUAUUCACUAGGCCCGCCGCCUUCAUAGCAUCCUGUAUGCAGUCCAGAAACGAUAGGAUAGAUAACAAAUGGGGUGGGCUAAGAAGGUGGAUAAAUAGAGGGAGAAAGGAAAAGAGGUUUGCCGGCGGACCGAGCACAAAUAUCAGCCUGGUCAUUCUACGCUCGAGGCCACUGUACCUUCUCCGCACCUAUAAAAGUGGCAGCCCAAACGUUGCACUAUUAUAGAAAGGGGUUGGAUCUUCACACUCCCAGCACAGGCGGAGGUAUGAAAACAAAAUAAGAGAGCAUGAGAAGGAAAAAAAGGGGGAGGAUAGAACAGAAAAGAAAACAGAAGACUGGAUACGCCACAAACACCGUGCCCGCCUCAUGUCCAGAGGAUGCCGUAGGGAUGAUAGCCAAAGUGGAGAACACUGAGAUGUGAG
This is a messenger RNA of Gaeumannomyces tritici R3-111a-1, 1478 nucleotides long. RefSeq lists its product as hypothetical. The transcript has a single exon. The coding region runs from base 161 to 700 and encodes 179 amino acids. Gene Ontology annotation, molecular function: serine-type endopeptidase activity. NCBI's taxonomy places the organism in Eukaryota, Fungi, Ascomycota, Sordariomycetes, Magnaporthales, Magnaporthaceae. Gene Ontology annotation, cellular component: mitochondrial inner membrane peptidase complex; membrane. The record is from RefSeq and is a predicted model, not a curated record.